This is a messenger RNA of Xenopus tropicalis (tropical clawed frog), 4161 nucleotides long. RefSeq names its product low density lipoprotein receptor (gene ldlr). NCBI's taxonomy places the organism in Eukaryota, Metazoa, Chordata, Amphibia, Anura, Pipidae. The transcript is spliced from 18 exons. Gene Ontology annotation, cellular component: clathrin-coated pit; plasma membrane; extracellular region. The record is from RefSeq and is a predicted model, not a curated record. Gene Ontology annotation, biological process: signal transduction. Gene Ontology annotation, molecular function: apolipoprotein binding; transmembrane signaling receptor activity; calcium ion binding. The coding region runs from base 145 to 2829 and encodes 894 amino acids.
AGGGGGCAAUUAAUUGAAACUCACUCAGGGCUGCCCCAAACACUCUUCCAGCAGGACCAGCUGUGCAAGCACCUAAGCAGUAUCCCCUGCUCCUAGGAUAGAAGGGGGGCCCCAUUCACAUUACAGGGAGGAUCUGAAGCCUUCAUGAUGAAGCCUGCACUACUGCCAGCAUCCUUCCUGCUGCUCCUUGGCUUGUGCCAUGUGUCUGCCAUCUCAGAGGUUAGAAAGUGUGAUCGGAGUGAAUUCCAAUGCGGAGAUGGGAAGUGUAUCCCCUACAAGUGGAUUUGUGAUGGCAGUGCUGAGUGUAAGGAUGGAUCCGAUGAAUCCCCAGAGACUUGCAAGGUGGUAACAUGCGGUGCUGACCAUUUCAGUUGUGGCGGAAGGCUUAACCGUUGUAUUCCCCUGUUAUGGAAAUGUGAUGGCCAGACAGACUGUGAAAAUGGUUCUGAUGAGAAUGACUGUACUCGUAAGGUGUGUGCUGAUGACCAGUUUACAUGCCGAAGUGGGAAAUGCAUCUCCCUUGACUUUGUUUGCGAUGAAGACCUGGACUGUGAUGACGGUAGCGAUGAGAGUUAUUGUCCAGCCCCCACUUGCAACCCAGCCAUGUUUCAGUGUAAAGAUAAAGGCAUUUGCAUCCCUAAAUUGUGGGCCUGUGACGGGGACCCCGACUGCGAAGAUGGUUCAGAUGAACAGCACUGCGAGGGGAGGGAACCCAUCAAGACUGACAAGCCCUGCUCUCCCCUUGAGUUCCACUGUGGGAGUGGAGAAUGCAUACACAUGUCCUGGAAAUGCGAUGGGGGAUACGACUGCAAGGAUAAAUCCGAUGAGAAGGACUGUGUGAAACCCACUUGCCGCCCGGAUGAGUUCCAGUGUAACGAUGGGACGUGCAUUCAUGGCAGCCGCCAGUGUGACCGAGAAUAUGACUGCAAAGAUCUUAGCGAUGAGGAGGGUUGUGUUAAUGUGACAAAAUGUGAAGGCCCUGAUGUAUUCAAAUGCCGCUCUGGGGAGUGUAUCACAAUGGACAAAGUCUGCAACAAGAAAAGAGAUUGCAGGGACUGGUCAGAUGAACCCAUCAAGGAGUGUGGUGAAAACGAGUGCAUGCGAAACAACGGCGGCUGCGCCCACAUCUGCAAUGAUCUUAAAAUAGGAUAUGAGUGUUUGUGCAACGAAGGGUACAGACUUGUGGACAAGAAACGCUGUGAAGAUAUUAAUGAAUGUGAGAACCCCAAUACCUGCAGUCAGAUUUGCAUCAAUCUUGAUGGAGGCUACAAGUGUGAAUGCAGAGAAGGUUAUCAGAUGGACCCAGUGACUGCAUCCUGCAAAUCCAUCGGAACUGUGGCUUACCUGUUCUUCACAAACCGGCACGAGGUGAGGAAGAUGACGCUGGAUCGGAGCGAAUACACAAGCUUUAUCCCUCGCCUUAAGAAUGUGGUGGCUUUGGAUAUGGAGAUUGCCAGCAACAAAAUCUAUUGGUCUGACCUGACUCAGAGGAAAAUAUACAGUGCAUCGAUGGAUAAGGCAGACAACACGUCCCACCACGAAACUGUGAUUAGCAGCCAAAUCCAGGCUCCUGAUGGCAUUGCAGUGGACUGGAUCCACGGGAACAUCUAUUGGACAGACUCUAAGUUCAGCACCAUUUCUGUGGCCAACACAGAGGGAUCAAAAAGGAAAACUCUUUUCAGUGACGAUCUGGCAAAGCCAAGGGACAUUGUGGUGGAUCCUUCUCAAGGGUUUAUGUACUGGACUGACUGGGGCCUCCCAGCCAAGAUUGAGAAAGGAGGCUUGAAUGGAGUUGACAGAUACCCCUUGGUUACAGAGAACAUUGAAUGGCCCAACGGCAUCACAUUAGACUUAACCAACCAACGGCUAUACUGGGUGGACUCUAAGCUUCACUCUCUGUCCUGUAUUGAUGUCACUGGGCAGAACAGAAUAACGGUCAUAUCAGACGAGACCCACCUGGCUCAUCCUUUUGGGCUCACCGUCUUUGAGGAUCUUGUAUUCUGGACUGACAUUGAAAAUGAGGCCAUCUUUAGCGCAAACAGACUGACUGGCAGCAAUAUCACGAAAGUAGCAGAAGAUCUCUUGUCUCCAGAGGACAUUGUCUUGUACCACAACCUGAGGCAACCGAAAGCUGAAAAUUGGUGUGAAUCUCACCACCUUGGCAAUGGCGGCUGCGAGUACCUGUGCCUUCCAGCACCGCUCAUUACCUCACGUUCUCCCAAAUUCACCUGUGCUUGUCCAGAUGGGAUGCACCUGGGGGCAGACAUGAGGAGCUGCGUGAAAGAACCAGUGUUACCAGAGACCUCUACCACAACCACCACUUCAGCACCAGUCACAACCACUACAACAACACGUCCCACUACUAGGAGCACAACACUGGCUAAGAUUACUUCAACUACCUCAACUGUUGCUCCACAGAGACCAAAAAUGGCCAGCACCACUGUAGCACCACCAAGGCCUACCACAGAAUCCCCUAAAACAACCCAGAGAAUGGUUACAGAAAGAGUCCCUGAUCGUACCACAUGGGAGCCUGUGACUCAUUCACAACUAGCUGGAAAUAAAUUUGCUAAUGAAGGAGUAGUUGAAAGUGCCCGAUCCCAUCCCACUGCUCUCUACAUUGUGCUCCCUAUUGUGAUACUUUGCCUUGUUGCCUUCGGGGGAUUCCUCCUCUGGAAGAACUGGAGAUUAAAAAAUACAAACAGCAUAAACUUUGAUAAUCCCGUGUACCAAAAAACAACCGAGGAAGACCAGAUUCACAUCGGCAGAAGUCAGGAUGGAUACACCUACCCUUCGAGGCAGAUGGUGAGCUUGGAAGAUGACAUUGCUUGAACAACUUGACCACUCGUGUGCCUGUCGCCAAAUGUUGCUGCUUACUGUUUCAGGGACAAUACAAAUAACGACGAAACCAAAACACACUUUUUUUUUUUUGUACAUUAGUUGUCACUAAGUCCAACCCACGCAGCCCAAACGUUGAUUCGUCCUCGGCGAUUCCUAAGACUCAACCUACAAAUCGCCCGUGGACUUCACUUUUUUUUUGUGUCUGAGAUAAUUCUAUUUAAGUUUAAUUUUUUCUUUUUUUUUUACUGUGCCAUGUUUUAUGCUCUAUUGCACACUAGUAAUGUGACAAUUCCCCUCGGAAACGAGAGAUCUUACACGAAGGAAUACGGAAACACAAUGGCGAAACUGCACUAGGGGGGACUGUGAAGGACUUACCUACAAUCCUGGCUGGGGUUAUAUCUGUCUUUUGUUUUGUUUUAAAAGCACAAUAUCUUGAAGAAAAAAAAAAAACACUAAAAAGAACCAAACUCUGAACGGGAGGGACCCGGUGGGGGAGCAGAACUUGCAGCUUUUUUUGUUUUCUAUAUAGACUUGUGGACGUCCCAAUCUGCUCAGGUUGUCGGAGAAUGUUUACUACCUUUUUUCGGGUAGCCAUAUUUGGCACUGCCUUCCUGAUAGGAUGUAGCAAAGUGACAAAGGCCACUAAUUACCCACAAGUGCCUGGUUCUACCAUCAUUCUUUUGCAGCGGUUCCACUGUUGCCCCCGCCCUCCGCCUGCACUUUUUCCCCCCCCCUCUCUCCUGCGUUUGUAUGUUUGUUGCACAGAGUUGUCAAUUCUUCAGCUUCCUUCUAUUCACCGUACUCAUGGAACAGGGUAUGACGGCAGAAGCGACUUUUUUUGUUUUUGUUUGGGAUUUGGAUAGACUGAAUGGUUCUAGGGCUUCGAGUCUGAACGUUUGUGAUGUCAUCGGAACGCUGUCCCGCGGAUCAGCACCUAACGAGGUUAAACCGUGCCUGUUACUACUGCUGCCUUAAUUGCUUCCCGGUGCAGAACUGAGCUAUCGUCGCGUAUAUUUUUUUUUUCCUCGAAAAAUCUCAGGUUUUACAAUCGUUGGUUCUGAAUGGAUGAUUUGGGACACGCCUUCUCCGAAAUCCCGCCUCUGCUCUUUGUAUGCAAGUAUCCCUUUUUCUGCAGUAUUGAAACGAAUCCGUCCUGCCCGAGCCUUGGAAAGAGAGUGCUUUCUUAUAUAUUUUUUUUUUUUGUUCUGAAGGGUGUAAAUAUUUGUUUCUGUACAGUGUAUUGCACAAUGUAUUUCCUGUAUGUAUAUUUUUUGUCAUUCCUGGGAAAGAAAAGAUUAAUAUAUAAUUUAUUUAUUUCCUAAG